Molecule: messenger RNA, 716 nt
Organism: Moneuplotes crassus
Lineage: Eukaryota; Ciliophora; Spirotrichea; Euplotida; Euplotidae
Source: the annotation of a GenBank genome assembly
AUGCUGCAAGAUUCUAAAGCAACAGACUCAACCAUUUUAGACUAUGAGCUCAGCGAGGUUGACCAAGACAGGAUUUCAAGGCUGAAGGAGAUCCAUUCCUGGCUUUGAGCUGUGAACAUAGCCUUGUUGGCUUUCUCAACUGUAGCACUAACCUCAUGUUACAACUCCUAUGUGCUGGGACAGAUAGUGAUGGGAUCCAUAUUCACAGCUUUUGCUAUUGCUUGCAUUCAUUUUCCUCAGAUAAAACUUUUAAGGAGUAAAUCUGCCAAGAUUUUGCUUGUUAUGUAUUUCAUCUUCUCCAUCACAUCGAUGCUGUUUAUGAUCACAUCAGCAUGAAUUUUGUGGCCAAUCCCAGGGAUUUUCGUGAGAGAUACAGGUAACAAGAAAGAUGUAGGCUACUACAUGUUCUCUAUCUCUUGCUUCCUGUUAGGAAUAAUCCCGACGAUACACUCCAUCACCAUCAUGGAUCUCUUAAGAAAUGCCUCUAAGGCUGCUUCAAGCGUUCAAUAUCAGAAGAGAACAAGAUGGAUAGUAGACUCACGUGAUAACAAGGAUCAUCCUGCCUGUCCUAUGGUCGCUUCUACCUCUUCAGAUGCUAGUUCGUACCUGGGUCAUUCAAAAGUACUAAUAGAGCUAUCACAGACAGCUUAAUAAUAUACUUAAUGAAGUGAGAUUCCAAUAGAAUGUUAGUUUUUAUCUCAAAGUUGAUCUCCCAA